This is a messenger RNA of Cuscuta europaea, 1232 nucleotides long. The record is from the annotation of a GenBank genome assembly. Lineage: Eukaryota; Viridiplantae; Streptophyta; Magnoliopsida; Solanales; Convolvulaceae.
CCCAAAAUAAUUCCCGUCUGCAAACCUCAGAAGAGACCAACGCCCAAUCUCCAUUCUCUUCUACAACGCAUUUCAGUGCAGAAACUCCAUCCAACGCCUCCAAAAUCCAGAUUGUCUUCUCCGCCCCUGCCUCCAGGUUAUCUUCUCCGUCUCUGCCUCCGGUUCAUCUUCUCCGCCUCUACGUUGGCACCCUCUGCUUUUCUUCUUCUUCUUCUUUAAUUUUUGUUCGAUUAGAGGUGAAGGCAAUGAAGACGAUGUGCCUCAGGUGUAGAAAAUGGCUACAGCUUCAAAUCGGAAAAAAUGGAAUCGAUAAAAUUUAAGAUCUGUGGCGGCAGCCAGAUGUGGGUGGGCUUUGGUAUGGUGUUUUGGCGAUUGUCACGGUUUCUGGUUAAGUUGGGCAGUGGCCGCGGCUAGAUCUGUUGUUGUCGGGGACUGUGACGGAGAUAGGGGUAAUGGCGGCGGCUAGAGAUGGUUAGCGAUUGCGUCGGAGCUAGGGUUGGGUAGUGGUUGUGGCGACUAGGGAUGGGACAGGUCAAGGAUUGUGAUGGAGAUAGGUCAAGGCCGUGAGGGAGGGGGCUAUGGGGAGUAGGGUGCAGUUGGAGAAGGGGAUGCAGGGAGGUGUUUGGGUGGUUUGUAACUGUCGGCGGCGGUGGCGGUGGAGGAAUGGUCACUGGAUGCGGCAGGGACUGGUCACUGGCGGAAGCAGGGACUGGUCACUGGAAGCGGUGGUGGACAUGUCACUGGUGGCGGCAGGGACUGGUCAGUGGCGGCAGAAGCAGAUUGGUCACUGGCGAAGGCGGCGGACGGGUCACUGGCGACAGCAGGGACGGGUGACUUGGGGCAGCGGGGAAGAGUCACUGUGGGCGGUGGGGCGGCGAGGACGGGUCAUUGGAGUAGCGGAGGACUGGUCACUACGGGCUGCGGUUUUCACUAUGGGCUAUGGAUGUCACUUUGUUAAUUGGUCACUGGACAAAAGUCACUGUGUAAAUUGGUCACUGAACGGAAGUCACUAUAGGGUUGGUCACUCACGGUGGUCGGCGGAAGUCACUAUGACGGAGGUCACUGAAUGGUAUGUCACUGUGACGGAAUAGGUCACUGUUUUAUAAAGUCACUAGGUGUCAGGGGUAAUUUAGUAAGUGUAAUGUUAAUUAGUCACAUUUUUGGAAAUUAAAGAGAAAGUUAACUUUUUUGUCCAUUUGCUAAAUUUUAGUAAUAUUGGUGACCCAACCCCA